Strongylus vulgaris is the source of this 498-nucleotide messenger RNA. Lineage: Eukaryota; Metazoa; Nematoda; Chromadorea; Rhabditida; Strongylidae. The record is from the annotation of a GenBank genome assembly.
ACAGUUUCCACUGCACAACAAUCACAUAACGAUGAUGUGUUCUCUCCUACACCUCCGGCUAUUAAAAGUCCAUGUCAUUCGACGCUUACAUCUGGGACAAGCUUGGGUUCAAUGAUGACCCAUACACCAACUAUUGCCACAGCCUCAUCUUCCUUAUUCGGUCUACCAACUCAAGUAGAUCGUCUACAGUAUCCAAUCCUCGCGCCUACAAUGCCAUUACUGUACGAUCAGCUGGCUUUAACAUUGGGAGCUUGGCAAACUUGGGGAAAGAUGCGACGUCCGCGUACCGCAUUCACCAGCGAACAAUUGAUUGAGUUGGAACGUCAGUUUGGCGAGAACAAGUACCUCAGUCGACCUAGGAGAUAUCAACUGGCGCAAGAGUUAUGUCUAACGGAAACUCAAGUAAAAAUUUGGUUUCAAAAUCGCCGAAUGAAGAAUAAGCGUUGUCAAAUCCCGUUGACUAAUCCACCGCAAACGUCAGAACAUUCAAAAAAUUAG